Messenger RNA from Mollisia scopiformis, 3136 nucleotides. RefSeq lists its product as uncharacterized. NCBI's taxonomy places the organism in Eukaryota, Fungi, Ascomycota, Leotiomycetes, Helotiales, Mollisiaceae. Bases 11 to 3004 code for a protein of 997 amino acids. The record is from RefSeq and is a predicted model, not a curated record. The transcript is spliced from 4 exons.
CCUUGUCAACAUGCCACCACAACCGGUAGGACACUGCUUGCUCUGGGCUUUGCUUCACAUCACAAUUCUCUUUUCUCAAAUCGUCCAUGCCACACCUACAGUGUCUUUGAUUGAAAGCUUACAGCCAACGCGAACUCGACAUGUUCUUGAAGCCCGCGGUUCGGUCACAUUUCCAUCCUACCAAGCCAACCCUUCUACCAUUCUCUGGCCACCAAAUUGCGCAACCACAGACCCAGAUGCAUGCCUUGGUUCUAACUCUGUUAAGAGCUGUACUGUUAAGUAUUGUUCCAAAAUGGUAGCUUUGACUUGCUGGAACCACGUUUACGCAAUUGAUUUCGAAUGUUUGUGCGGCUCGAUGAGCAGCACCACUUGUCCCUCGUGUAUAAAUGGACCCUCAGAUGUCAACAAACAGCUGUACUUCGCUUGGCUCGCAGCUUAUUGUUACUUGGAUCCAGGCUGGAGUGGCUUGCCAGCGAGUUGGAACACAAAUUCGUCUAGCUGGAAUACAUUCCAGGUUGGUGGCAUUGGAUCUGCAGAUUUCGAAAAUUACGAGACAUCGAAUCCGUUUACCAGUCAGUUCAUCACCGAUAAUCACUAUUACGAAGUGAGCUUUUUUGUGCCGACUUGUGCUUCUGGCUGCGAUUUUCUCAACUCAAGAUGGAGUGGGACAUAUAUAGACGGGGAUGUUGUUACUGGCCUUGCUGGGGCAAACUUGCUUCCUGAUAAUUACUCAAUUGGAGGGGCACCCCAGAGUGACUAUCUUUACGUUGAUCUCACGGCCGUUUGUACAGGGUGGUCUUGGUCGGACUUACAAAACAGCUGUAACGGAGUUUGUGGAUCACCCACAGGUCUCACUGGGCUUCUUGUAUGGCUGAACUCCAAAUGUGGAGACGUCGCAGACUUCGCCGGGAUGCCGUCGAAUUGGCAAGAUUCCCUCUCUUUUCCGAAUGAUACCUAUCCGGCACAGGGCAGCUUCCCCUCUUGGCCAAGUUGCCUGAGCUCAAUAAAUGAUCCAGGAUGUCAGCUAUCUUCGAUAGAGUCGAAUUGCACAGUUACAGUCUGCGCCACCGGAUCUGUUGAUCAGAGUGGGAACUGUGACCAGGUUCCCGCAAUCAACUUGACGUGUUUCUGCCCUCAGAUCAACUACGAGACUUCAUGUACAAAUGAAUGCGCGCUCUCAUGGCAGCGAGCAUCUCGUCUCAACUGGAUUAACGAUACUUGCUCGGUAUUAGGCUCUGGUACGAGUUUGCCCAGUAAUUGGACUUCUCUACUUCUCAUUCAGCGAUCGGAGAUACUUCCUUGGGGCUGGAAUAUAUCCUCAAGCGCAAUUCCCCAGUCGCAAUGUCCAGCUGCUUGGAAGAGCCUUGUUGCCUUUCUAGUUGUAAAUCUCUUUAUGCUUCUGCUUAUACCCAUCCUCGGUCGACGAACUGUCGUUAAGAAAAUUACUUUCGGCUUUUUUGGAGGUAUAGAGUCUCGACACUGGUACUACACUGGUCCGCUUGCUGUUGGGCUUCAUUUAGCCAGCAAUGCUGUCAAUGCUUCAAUCAUCAAAGGUGUCCCUGGGUAUGAAAAUACCAGUAUAGGACACUUCACUCUGCUUUGGUGCACCCGUCCUAGACUCGCGUGGCUAGUGGUGGCUCUUCUUCCCUACCAAGCCGAAAAGUCGAUGUACUUUUCUGCCACGGCCUCAAUUCUAUUCAGCGAAGUGGUUCUCCAACUCAUCGGAUCCUACAGCAUGGGGAAGGCAGCGAAUUAUGCUCGAAUCCAGGAGUUCCUCCUUCAAGGUCAUCUGGCUGGUAGUCACUUUGCGAAAGAAGCCGCAGUUAUGUACGGCGGCUCCCUACUUUGGCUCACGGCGGUACCAUUUGCCAUUGCCGCUUGUAUUUGGACUAUUUUCGGAGUGAGCGAAAGGAUUAAUAGGUUCAGCGAAUACUGGAUAUGGACGAGGAAGUGUACGAGGGAUAAUUGCGCAAUUGUUUCGACACAAAUUCAGUUCAUCCGUACAGCUAGAUCAAAGGUGAAGCCUCCUAGGGAAGGCGUGGGAUGGCAAUUUGCGGACAUACAGCAAAGCCUGUUGGUAAGCAUAGACGCGGUGAUUGAGAAAUGGGGGAAGUUGAAUGAAACCUGGAAAAACCUGCCGCAAGAGAUCCGCCGAGAACAGAACCGUAGACUGGCAGCCAAGAAGCGGGAGGAGAGAGCCAAGGAUCUACUUGAGGGGACACGACAAGGAAAUGCGAGAUGGACGCAACGGUCACAAGCUUACGAUGCGUUGAGGCUUGAGCGGCGCGAUUUAGAAACAAACUGGUUUUCAAACCCCGAGACCAAGCAACGCCAAGCUCAAACUAAAAAAGCUGCCGCAAGAGAUUCGAUAGUUAUUGUUCGGGCACACAAGGAUGCGAUCCAGACGGCGAUUGUGGCAUGCGAGCAAAGGAUCCUAGUCUUCGAAAAUGCCAUUGCGCGUAUAGAGGCUAGAAUUGCUGCAGCAAAUCACCAACUAAUGCAUAUAAAGCAGAGGCUGAGGAAUUUGAAGUGGAAAUGGCCAUGCAUACAUGCCGAUGACGACGAUGAAGUCCUUCAGUUGAACAGUCAGCAUGACUCGAUCUCUCGACAAUGCCAAAAGGACAUGGCGCAACUGGAUGCUAUGAGGAGCGAUCCACAGUUGGUCGCUGAAAAAACCCGAGCUGGGGAUCUGCAAAGCGUACUUGACAUCUGGGAAGCUUUGUGCCUGUCCAAGGAGAAUCUGAUGCAUAAUUGGGAUGCCAAUGUGCAACAAUGGGAGCUGAUUGCCGAAAAAAGAAGGGAACAGGAUAAAAAGGAGAACUUGAUACGCUUUCCUGUGGCAAUUGUGACGGGUAUGCUGUUGUGUUGGAUUGCUCAAUGGUUGUGGUGGGCAGGCUAUGUUGAGGUUGCUGGGGAUAGAUAUUGCCCACCGAAACUCUCAACUAUUGCGUCUGUUUGGACAGUAUUCGCAGCUACAGGCUCUAUGGUUGGUGCAAGCUUCUGAGCCCCAGUCUUGAAACAAGGAGCAGCUGCGUUAAAGUACCAUUAAAGAGAAAAGUUGUCCCCGCACAACACACGUUUAUUUUGGCUAGCAUGAUUCUACUUCUUUAUGAAAUACAUAUAAUGUAGCUGCGGG